Messenger RNA from Gadus chalcogrammus (walleye pollock), 3372 nucleotides. RefSeq names its product dynein 2 intermediate chain 1 (gene dync2i1). Gene Ontology annotation, cellular component: cytoplasmic dynein complex. The record is from RefSeq and is a predicted model, not a curated record. NCBI's taxonomy places the organism in Eukaryota, Metazoa, Chordata, Actinopteri, Gadiformes, Gadidae. The coding region runs from base 65 to 3157 and encodes 1030 amino acids. The transcript has 22 exons. Gene Ontology annotation, biological process: intraciliary transport. Gene Ontology annotation, molecular function: dynein heavy chain binding; dynein light chain binding.
GUCAACACAGCAGCGGAGUCCUCCUGAUCUGAGGGAUUAUUGAACCGCGGACAACGAUGCUAACAUGCCGACUGAGAAGAAACUCACCAAGGAAGACACUUGGAAACCAGCCGAGCUGACCAAACACAUGAGGGACGCUGGUCAUGGAGACAGGAGGAGGGAGGAGAGAGAGAGGAGGGCGAGAGACAACACCAAAGAGGAGGAGAGAGAGAGCAGGAAGGCACGAGACAAUAAGGAUGAGGAGAGAGAGAGAAGGCGGUCGAGAGACCCCAGGGAAGAGAGACACGUAGAGAGGAAGAGUGAGGGAGCGGAGGAGAGAGAGAAGGAGAGGAGGAGGAGGGAGGGAGGAGCAGAGAGAGAGAAGGGGAGGAGGAGAGAAGGAGGAGAGGAGAGAGAGAAGGAAAGGAGGAGAGAGGGAGGUGCAGAGAGAGAGAAGGAGAGAAGAGAAGGAGGAGAGGAGAGAGAGAAGGAGAGGAGGAGAGAAGGAGAGGAGAGAGAGAAGGAGAGGAAGAGAGAGAGGGAUGCAGAUACGAGAGGACCUGAUAGAGGCUCCCAGAGACACCGAGAAGGAGAGAGAGAGAGGCACAAAGACCGGGCGAGGGAGAGAGGCAUAGGAGACGAGAAGGAUAAAAAGAGAGAGGAGAGAGAGGGGCAUAGAAGGAGAGAGGGAGGGAGAGAGGGGGAAAGAGAGGAGAGAGAGAAACACAAAGAGAGGGAGCAUCGGGAAGAGGGCGAUCGACGGCACGAUGAACGGCCCGACAAAGCACGACGAGUAAGACGCUCCGAGGAGAAGGAGGAAGAGAAAAACAAAGAACCCCGAAGCGACGGAGACAGGGUCGAGGAUGUCGGUGGGGGCGUGUCCACGGAGCUCAGGGAGCCGGAGGAGACCAAGGCCCGUCACCAUGGGGACCAAGACACUGGGGAGAAGGAGCGGCGGCGAGCGAGUAGACACCCGGUCCUCCCAGAAGCAGAAGCAGCGGGAGCAGAUGUUCCUCCUGCUGCCUCCGAGAGGAAGGUUGCUGCCGAGCCAGAGUCGGCGCACGGAGAGCCCGCGUAUGAGGACGACUUCGAGGAGUACGAGGAGGACUUUGAGGAGCUGGAUGAGAGUGGGGAGGAGGAGCAGGAUGACGAGGAGAAGGAGGAGGUGGUGGUGGUGGAGUCCCCUCGCCAGAAGAUGGGAGCAGAGAGGAGGAAGGAGGUGGAGGCCAUCCAGAGGGCCAUGGAGGAGGAGAACCGAAGAGCAGCAGGGGGGAGGAGCGGAACCGAGGAGGAGAUCAGACCCCAAGAGUCCGAGCAGACCCGUCCGGGCUCUCCUCAUCGCGGUUCUCAGAGAGGUCCUCAGCGCGGGAAGUUUAUCGACUUUGUGGCAGCGAAGCAGAGAGAAAUCAAUCAGAAAGUCGCCAGCAAGCAGAAGAAGCGCAGUACGGAGCUGCUGCGACUCGUGGAGUUGGACUUCUCUCCGACCUUCUCCCUCCUGGACCUCCCACCGCUCAGCCAGUACGACGUCUACAUCAAGAGCUUUGGGAACACCAACACCAAACAGGCCUAUGUCCAGUGUCGUGAGGACGACGGGGAGCGAGACGUCCAGACGGACCUCAUCGAGGUUCUGGACAGGUGGACCCAGCACCCGGCGGACCACACUGGAGCCUGUGGGGAACCAGGGCGGUCUCAGGACUCCCCAGAUGGGAACACGGCGCAGAUUAACAUCGACUCCCAGCGCCUGGCCACCUUCCUACACUCAGCCGUACAGGUGAUGUCGGUGCUGCUGGAGGAGGACCACGCUGAGAGACGGUCUCUGAGGACGACCAGCAGCCAGACGGACGCCCUGUCCUUCAGCGAGGGGAACCUGCAGCUCAACACCCAGCUGCCCUUUCUCCACGGUCGGCCCUGCAGCCUGCUGCUCUUCUCCGCGUCCCAGAGACAGACCCUUCUGUCGGUCCACGGCCCCCUGGCCCAGCCCGGGGCGGUCCGCCUGGACAGCUGGACCCUGCUCUGCGUCUGGAGCAUGUGGGAGCCGUCCCGACCCCAGAAGGUCCUGGUCUACGAGUCUGAGGUGAGGUGCUGCUGCUUCAGCCCAGGGAGGGGUGCCCUGGUGCUGGCCGGGACGUCGGACGGCUCCCUGGUGCUCUGGGACCUGAGAGAGCCGGCCGGGGGUCAUCACACCAUGACCGUCGCCGGGACCGAGUGGACCUUCAGACAGCCCACCUUCUCCACCGACGCGGUCCUCUCCGCCCUGGGGCACCACUCAGCAGUCAACACCAUCGCGGUGCUCCCCUCCCCCUCCUCCACCACCUCCACCUCCUCUACAGCCGCAGAGCCCCAGCCCCCCCUGCUGGCCAGCGAGGAGUCGGCGGGGACGUCCUUCCAGCUCGCCUCUCUGGACGAGAGGGGGGUUCUGAACCUCUGGGUGGUGCUGGAGUUGACCUCAGCCAGCCUGGCUGGAUCUCAGACUGACCUGGGUCUGAGGCCCGGAGGAAAGGUCAAGCUGCUACACAGCUCCUGUAUGCCUGCUGUGGAGAGGGAGGGCGCCGACCUUGAGGCCCUGCAGCUCCACUUCCUGCCCAGCGACGCCAACCACUUCCUCAUCACCACCAACAUGGGAGUGGUGCAUCAUGGGACGGUCCAUGGGUUCAGAUCCCCUCCCAGGGACUACGGCUCUCAGGAAGGGGGGUCGAGACCCCUCAACGUCACCUCCCUCCACUUCUCCCCCUUCAACCCCCAGCUCUUCCUGGUUGGCUGCUCGGACGGCAGCAUGAGGCUCCACAUCGUGUCGUCCCAUUGGCCGCUGGCUGAGUGGACCACCUGCCGAGGGGGCGGGGCCCCGGAGGUGGGUGUGGUCUCGGUCCGCUGGUCCCAGUCCAGACCGGCCAUCUUCUGCGUUCUUGACUCCGCCUCCCACCUCCACCUCUGGGACCUGAGCCGCGACGCCCUGGGGCCCGUCGCCACGGAAACGCUGCACGCCGACGGGGUGACGGCCAUGGCGGUGUUUGGCUCCGCCUCCUCCUCCUCCUCCUCCAAUCAGAGCUCGUUCUCCGGAGUGGCGCUGGCGCACCGCACAGGGAAACUCCAGCUCCACUACUUCAACCCCAGCUUCUCCUCGGCCAAUCACGCGGAGGAUGAGGGCGUCCUGCAGUCCAUGAUGCACCAAGCCCUCUGAUUGGCUCAGUUUGAUGUAUAAAGCCUCCUGAUUGGUUUAUAUUCAGUGAUGUCAAAACUAUUCUGAUUGGUUUAUAGUCCAUAAUUUAUAAAGCAUUCUGAUUGGUUUAUGGUUUAUGAUGUAUAAAGCAUUCUGAUUGGUUUAUCGUCCAUGAUGUAUUAAGCAUUCUGAUUGGUUUAUCGUCCAUGAUGUAUAAAGAAUUCUGGUUUGCUGGU